This is a messenger RNA of Callorhinchus milii (elephant shark), 1029 nucleotides long. RefSeq names its product trace amine-associated receptor 4-like. The record is from RefSeq and is a predicted model, not a curated record. Gene Ontology annotation, molecular function: trace-amine receptor activity. The coding region runs from base 1 to 1029 and encodes 342 amino acids. The transcript has a single exon. NCBI's taxonomy places the organism in Eukaryota, Metazoa, Chordata, Chondrichthyes, Chimaeriformes, Callorhinchidae. Gene Ontology annotation, cellular component: membrane. Gene Ontology annotation, biological process: G protein-coupled receptor signaling pathway.
AUGAAUUCAAUAAAUCUUGAGAAUUCAGAAGAUCUGCAAUACUGCUUUGAAUUUAACAUGUCCUGCCCGAAAUCCAUCAGAUCAACAACAACCACUGUAACAAUGUACAUUUUUAUUACAAUUUCAAUAGUAAUUACAAUUCUUGGAAACUCAGUUGUGAUGAUUUCAAUUUUACAUUUCAAGCAACUGCAAACACCCACCAAUUACCUGGUGCUGUCUUUAGCUUUUGUGGAUUUUCUGAUGGGAUUUUUCGUAUUGCCUUUCAGCAUGGUUAGGUCUGUUGAAACAUGUUGGUAUUUUGGGGAUACAUUUUGUGACAUUCACUCAACUUUGGAUGUGGUGUUAACUACGGUAUCCAUAUAUAACUUGUGUUUCAUUGCGAUUGACCGUUACUAUGCAGUUUGCGAGCCUCUGCUCUACAGUAUAAAAAUGACUCUUCCUAUGACAGCUUUGAUUAUUACGUUAAAUUGGCUGUUUGCUAUUAUUUAUGGAUCCUGCGUGUUUUUGUCAGAGUUCACUAAAAAGGCAAGUGGUCAUUAUAGAACCACAAUUUCCUGUAAAGGCAGCUGUAUUGAGUAUAGGUUUGGAGGACAUAUGGAUGCAUUGAUUGUAUUAUUCAUUCCCACCUUUAUCAUUUUAGGCAUAUAUCUCAAGAUAUAUUUUGUGCAAAGGAAGCAUGCUCGAAAAAUUGGAAACAUGCCAAAUAACAUCAACUCUAAAGAAGAAAUCAAUGUUAGAGUGCUGCAGACCAAAGAAAAAACGGCUGCCAAAAACCAAGGGGUUGUGAUGGGAAUCUUUGUACUCUCUUGGCUACCUUUCUAUUUAAGCAGUAUUAUUAAUCCUUACCUUAAUUUUGCCACUCCGCCAAUUUUAUUUGAAGCUUUUACAUGGUUUGGCUUCUUUAAUUCCGCUUUCAACCCAGUGCUUUAUGCUUUCUUUUACCCCUGGUUUCGCACAGCACUAAAAUCAAUCCUUACUUGUCAGAUUCUGAGACCCGAAUCUUCUAUAAUGAAUUUGUUUCCAGAGUAA